UAGGCAGCCCCAAUCAAGCCUUCCUGUCUCACCUGCUGCGGGUGUCACGUCUUUUUGGUGCCAAUCAGGACAAUCAAAAACUGUCGAGCAAUUCCUACCUGCUGGUUCGAUUCCCUUUACACUCAGACGGAAAGAUCAUGGUCGCUUUCAAGGGCCUCUGUCACGCUUUCUCGCGCCUGGCGAAGCUUGUGGGACACAAGCAAAUAAAAAAAUACCACAAGCGGAGACCUGUAAUAACAGAAACGGACGGUCCAAAGAGCCUUGCAGUGUCAGACGGAGAGUUGAAUAUGUCUGCGCGAAGCUGUACAGGCAGCAGCUCCAGCCUCCCUGGUACCCCCGGCGGAGUGGCCUGCCCAGCUAACUGUGUGCUCAGCUGGGCAGUCUCCUUUGAGAAGCUGCUGGAAGACCCCAGUGGAGUCGGCUACUUUACAGCCUUUCUGAAAUCCGAGGUGAGUGCAGAGAACAUAUUAUUUUGGCAAGCCUGUGAAAAGUUCAAGAAGAUCCCUUCCACAUCAUUGGAGGAGCUGAAAGAAGCAGCUCACUCCAUUUAUGACACAUACUUGUCUGAGAGUGCUCCCCAUUCGAUCAACAUUGAUGACACAGCCAAGAAAGACGAAAAAGAAUUGGAACAACCCACUCCUGAUAUGUUUAACAAGGCUCAAGCACAGAUAUUUAAGUUGAUGAAGAUGGACAGCUAUCGACGCUUUGUGCGCUCUCCCCUGUACCAGAGUUGCACUUUGGCCAGUGUAGAAGGCAAACAUUUACCUCAGCUCUCCACAGAGCCUUUCCGCACCGUAUCCUGGGAGGAUGUGGCUAAUCGAAGCCCUGGCUUAAGUGACAAAAAGAGCAAGAAGUCAGAUGGCAUCACAUUUACGGCUGGCAAGAGCUCCUUUGAUAAACAGCGAGAGAAAAGAGGAUCCUGGGGAGAUUCAUCCCACAGCAAUGUAUCACAUUCUCACAGAGAGCACAAAGCUGUCAAGUCGAGCAGUAACGUGGAGCUGGACUCCCUCUACAGGCUAACAGAGAAUGGCCAAACAUGUCCUUGCUCCCUGCAGCAAGCUGGCAUCUCUGGAGGACAAUGUGGGGUGGAGGGUGGAUACUGCUGUGUCUACCUGCCAGACGGCAGCGCCUCCCUCGCACCGACCCCAAACGGCCUGCUCAUCAGAGACAUGUUAGCUGGCCUGUGUGAGAAAAGAGGAUUCUCACCGAAAGAUGUCAUCAUCUACCUUCAAGGCAAUGACAAGCAGCCGUUAUCGCUGGACCAGGAUGCUUCUGUACUAAGAGAUCAGCAGGUUUUGCUUGAGCUACGGGUGAUGUUUGUACUGGAAAAUGCAUUUACUGGAAAGACCGGCGGCAUCAUGGCAAAGUCCAGUAAGACCCUGCAAGAAGCCCUGUCAACAGUGUUACAGAAACAUAGUUUAAAGCCUCACGAGGCCCAGGUUACCAUUGUUGGGAGCGACGAGCCUGUGAGCAUGAACACAACACUUUUCAGACUGUCGAAUAAGAUGCUGCGGCUAGACAAAACCAGAUGUGGAAGAGAGCAAAGCAACAUCCCCAGAGGUAGUGGAACUGCUGUUGGCACUCAGGCAGGAUCAAGCGGCCCACAGACCCAGUUGUCAACUCAGACCAACAGAGCAAAGACUCCACCAAAGCCCAGUAAGAACCCCGACAUGGAUGGGCUCCUGGACAUGCUGACAAGGGCCCAGUGCUGCAGAGUCGAUGACCAACGAGGACUUCUCACCAAAGAACAGCUUGAGGUUCCUCUGUUCCUGCAGCUGCCCUCAGAUCAAGAACAGGAGCCAAAAUCCAAAGAGUCCAGCACAACCACCUGUUGUAAUGAACAUCCAGACAAGGUUACUGAGAACUCACCACCUUCAGCUGAAUCUGAACAGACAGAUUUGCGGGAAACAUCUGUAUGAAAGACUGAAUGGUGGUGGUGGUGGUGGGGGUGUAAAGUAUAUCCUUAACACUCAUGCGUAGAAAAGAUAUAUUGUUUAGCACUUUUGAAGUCAUUAACAUAAGCUCUCAGGCAGCCUUCUGCUACCACCUCUACUGAAACUAAAGUUUGACUUCUUUAAGCAGAAGAGAAUGAAGGUAUGAGGAUAAACACUACACUUCCUUGUAAGGACAGUGUUUCAUAGGAAAUAUUUUAAAUACAGUACCUAGCUGUGAUGCGAUUGACUCUGAUUCUCGUGUAAUUUAAUGAGAUUUCACAUUUCCUUAACGUCAAUGCUUAACCAUAAACUACACAGGACUGUAGUUUUUGAAUGGUGCAUGUUGUUUUAAUUGAAGUUUAUAAAAUGUAAUUUUUAGUAUUUGUGUUAAUGUUUUUAGAUUGGAUGGGAUUUCAUUUUGUGUGCAUGCAUGCUUUCUCAAUGUUUGUUUUUUCCAGAAUGUUUCGUUUGCUGUGAUGAAAAUCACACUUUCAAUUGUCAGUUUUAUCCUUAUAACUUAGUGUUAUAAUGUAGGGGGUCAAAUGAUGGUUAUAACAGUUGAAGGUGCAUUUUUUUUUUUUAAUUAAAUACUUGUCAAAGUCAGUGUCCCAUUUAUAUUUUGCACAUCUAAUAUUAGCUACAAUAGCCACAUUCUGUACAUUGCCUGGUAGGAUUUCUUGUGCUUUACUUGAUUGAUGGACUACAGCAGAGAGAUUUUAACAAUUGAUUUUGAGGAAAACGAUUCCAUUAAUCAGUGCUUUUGGAUUGCGGUCAUGUCCUACAUUAGCCAAGGUGUACACAUUAGCAUACAGGAUCUUCUUGUGUGUGUGUGUGUGUGUGUGUACACUCGCGCAUGCACGCAAAUGUCUCCAUCCAUCCAUCUCUCCAUGCACGAGUGGUGCGUCGGUGGAGCUCUGAAUGGGCACAGGGAGAGGCGUGUGCUCCCACAGACUCCGUAGCAGCAGCAGUGACACCAGGAGCGUCUCCUCGACUGGACGUCUUCGUCUGAGAGGAAAGAAAGAAAAGCAGGCAGUUUUCCAAUUGAAGUCUGUCAGUGAAGUCAGCCAUGGAGCAGAAGACAAAUGAGUCCUCCACCAACACCUCCCCUCAGAAACACAUGAAGAACCGCUCCAAAUCUAUAGAGGAGACUCAACAAUCCAAGAGGGCCAUUUCUUCCCAAAAAUCCCUCCCGGGAAGACCAGAGCUGGGCAGAGUGAAGGAGUGCCUUGAGGGUGUGGAGACGCCCUCGUCCUCCACUGAGGAAUUAAAGGGCUGAAUGAAUAAACUUGUCGUCAGACAUGAUCUACAUAUGAAAACAAGGCAAACGACACAAUAGGAAGGGAAAAGUGGGCAAUGUGAGCAUGUUAAAUGUACUGUAAGGUCGCAUACAUGUAAACAAGAUUAUGAUCACGUAUGUAAAGUCUCCUUUUUUCUUUAUCAGCACUGCAAAAAUAUUGACUAAAUGUGAUGUUAUUGGGUGUAUUCAUCAUAUUGUCCUGAAAUUGCUUUAUUUUUUCUUUUUAUGUGUUUUGGUCAUCUUCCAAGUAAGAUGAAUACCUUUUUGUAUCCCCCCCCCCCAAAAAAAACCCACCACUAGAUUUAGUCUCCUGGGAGAAGGUGUCAUUUAGAAAUAUUAUUACUAUCAAAUUGUGGGUUGAUAGUGUAAUUUUGUAACAGUACACCCACUUCAUAUGCCAUUGUGGUAGGUGACUGUUUUGUCACUUGAAUCUAGCCAGGGUACGUGGAUAAUGUUUGUAAUGUUCAUUUUUAAUAGAUGAUCUGUUUAGUAGGUAUAAUCUCAUUGGGCCGUGGUCAAAUUAAAAGCGA
Messenger RNA from Syngnathoides biaculeatus (alligator pipefish), 3761 nucleotides. It is a transcript of the gene rgs14b, whose product is annotated as regulator of G protein signaling 14b. The transcript has 19 exons. Gene Ontology annotation, biological process: signal transduction. Gene Ontology annotation, molecular function: GTPase activator activity. NCBI's taxonomy places the organism in Eukaryota, Metazoa, Chordata, Actinopteri, Syngnathiformes, Syngnathidae. Bases 138 to 1919 code for a protein of 593 amino acids. The record is from RefSeq and is a predicted model, not a curated record.